AUGUCACCUCUCAAUCAGGAUGACAAAUUGCGCCAGCUGUCAUCGGUCACAACAACCAUAGGGGUGGCGCUGUUCCUGCUGCUCUCGUUCAGGAACAACGCGGCGUUCACUCGGUGGCAGACGGGCACCGACCGCUUCAAAAACUUCUGCCACCUGGGCAAGAACCUGGCGCGCGUGAUUGCUGGCAACCUGUCGAGCUACAUUGCGGUGGGGGGCAGGGAGGUGGCGUAUGAUCUGGUGCUGGAGCGGCUCAACUGGAUAAUGGUCGCGCUGGAGAUGGGGCGGCAGCACCUGCGCGACGAGCGGAACCAGCAGAACCUCCUGGACCUGCUGCCACCAGAGGAGGUCGAGGUGCUCCACGCUGACAGGGACCCGGUGCUGUACUGCAUGUACAAGGUCCUGGACAUGGACCGGAAGUACGUGGUGAACAAGUGCAACGAGUGGAUGCGAUCGUGCGACACGAUGUACAUGGAGUUCUGUGCGUGCAUCAACGUCUACAGCACACCCAUCCCCUUCGCGUACAUCGCCCAUCUGCGGACCUUCCUGGCGUUGUGGCUGGCCUGCGUUCCAUGGGUUUACGUGAUCUACUACCAGUGGUACACCAUCCCCCUGUGCCUCGUCAUCGGCUAUGGCAUCAUAGGGGUGGAGGAGGCGGCCGCGGAGGUGGAGCAGCCCUUCGGGCGCGACUUCAAUGUGCCUGGCUCAGUCGGCGCCGGCCUCGCCUCGAUGCGCUUCACGUCCCUCAGCUACAUCCCUCUGGACAGCAUUGUGGCAGACACAUACCACGCCAUCAACACAUACAUCACCAUCGUGCGCGCUGCGGAGGAAAAGGAUUUCGCAGCCCGCGAUUUGGAGGAGGCAAACGGAGGCGUGGGCCUCGACGCAACGACUCAAAGCAGCGGCAAGGCCGACAAGAAGGGCGAGAAGUCGAAGCAGCAGCGGAGGGACGGCAGCGACAAAACUAAGGUCGGGGAGACGGCAGAGGAGCAGGGGGCUGGCGCGGUCGUCGGCGGCACGGCGGACUACGUGGCGGGCGCCGGCGACGGGGAGUGA
This is a messenger RNA of Monoraphidium neglectum, 1053 nucleotides long. RefSeq lists its product as hypothetical. Gene Ontology annotation, molecular function: chloride channel activity. The record is from RefSeq and is a predicted model, not a curated record. The transcript has 11 exons. The coding region runs from base 1 to 1053 and encodes 350 amino acids. NCBI's taxonomy places the organism in Eukaryota, Viridiplantae, Chlorophyta, Chlorophyceae, Sphaeropleales, Selenastraceae.